Xyrauchen texanus (razorback sucker) is the source of this 6979-nucleotide messenger RNA. RefSeq names its product protein argonaute-1. NCBI's taxonomy places the organism in Eukaryota, Metazoa, Chordata, Actinopteri, Cypriniformes, Catostomidae. The record is from RefSeq and is a predicted model, not a curated record. The transcript is spliced from 19 exons. The coding region runs from base 400 to 2979 and encodes 859 amino acids. Gene Ontology annotation, molecular function: protein binding; RNA binding.
AGCAGGGCUCUCGGUUUUUGGGGGGUGACGGGCGGGUCGACCGUUUUUCAUCCGCUGGAGAGUCCUGCUUGAACGGUGAGCAGGAGACACAACACACCGCCGCGGAGCAGCCCGACCCACGCCUCAACAGAAUCACACCGACGCGUGCCGUCCAAGCUCGGACGGACAGAGCCUGGAGGAAGGGUCAUCGCAGGUCGCUUUACGAAUCGGAACCGAGGAGCUUUUGUCCCUCUCCAGAUCCUGCGGGACUGGGGGCUUUCAGCAGGGGCGGCGGACACGAUCCCGCACGCCCAGGGAAGGAGGCUGGAAGUCGGGGACGCUUCCAGCCAGCAGGACCGGGGGCGCCGUGGCGACUGAGCGCUCGGGCUGUGGUGAACCCUUUGCGGCUAAGUGGAUGGGAUGGAGCCGGGACCAUCAAGCGCUGAUGUGCCCGUGGGGCCAUACCCCCCACCCCUGCAGCAGGUGUUCCAGGCACCCCGCAGGCCUGGCAUGGGCACUGUUGGCAAACCCAUCAAGUUGCUUGCCAAUUACUUUGAAGUGGAGAUCCCGAAAAUGGACGUUUUCCACUAUGAAGUGGACAUCAAACCUGAAAAAUGUCCUCGCCGGGUCAACAGAGAGGUUGUGGAGUACAUGGUCCAACAUUUCAAACCACAGCUCUUCGGUGACCGAAAGCCAGUUUAUGAUGGGAAGAAGAAUAUCUACACUGUUUUAGCUUUACCGAUAGGCAGCGAAAAGGUGGACUUUGAAGUGACCAUCCCUGGCGAAGGGAAAGAUCGCAUCUUUAAAGUGUCUAUUCGUUGGCUGGCCAAGGUGUCGUGGAGGCUGCUGCAGGAGACGCUGGUCAGUGGACGUCUCCAGGUCCCUCUGGACUCUGUUCAAGCCCUCGAUGUGGCCAUGAGACACCUGGCCUCCAUGAGAUACACUCCAGUCGGACGCUCCUUCUUUUCUCCUCCUGAAGGCUACUAUCAUCCUCUGGGUGGAGGCAGAGAGGUGUGGUUCGGCUUUCACCAGUCUGUUCGGCCGGCCAUGUGGAAGAUGAUGCUCAACAUUGACGUCUCUGCAACAGCCUUUUACAAAGCCCAGCCUGUCAUCGAGUUCAUGUGUGAAGUUCUGGACAUCCGCAACAUUGACGAGCAGCCGAAGACACUCACUGACUCGCAAAGAGUCCGAUUCACCAAGGAGAUCAAAGGCCUGAAGGUGGAAGUUACGCACUGUGGUCAAAUGAAAAGGAAGUACCGCGUCUGCAACGUCACGCGCCGCCCUGCUAGUCACCAAACGUUUCCUCUCCAGCUUGAGAGCGGGCAGACUGUAGAAUGUACAGUGGCUCAAUACUUUAAACAGAAGUACAACCUGCAGCUCAAAUACCCCCACCUGCCCUGCCUACAGGUGGGACAGGAGCAGAAGCACACUUACUUGCCCCUGGAGGUGUGUAAUAUUGUAGCAGGACAGCGGUGCAUCAAGAAACUUACAGAUAAUCAAACAUCCACCAUGAUCAAAGCCACGGCGCGCUCGGCACCAGACAGACAGGAGGAGAUCAGCAGACUGAUGAAGAAUGCAAAUUUUAAUCUUGACCCGUACAUUCAAGAGUUUGGUAUCAAGGUGAAGGACGACAUGGCAGAGGUGACGGGGAGAGUUCUGCCUGCGCCGAUCCUGCAGUACGGUGGUCGGAAUCGUGCCAUUGCGACUCCCAACCAGGGUGUGUGGGACAUGAGGGGAAAACAGUUUUAUAAUGGGAUUGAGAUCAAAGUUUGGGCCAUCGCCUGCUUCGCCCCGCAGAAACAGUGUCGAGAAGAGGUGCUCAAAAACUUCACAGACCAGCUGCGUAAGAUCUCAAAGGACGCUGGGAUGCCCAUCCAGGGCCAGCCAUGUUUCUGUAAGUAUGCACAGGGAGCAGACAGCGUGGAGCCCAUGUUCAGACAUUUGAAGAACACUUACUCUGGCCUUCAGCUCAUCAUCGUUAUUCUGCCCGGAAAAACACCCGUCUAUGCGGAAGUGAAGCGUGUUGGAGACACUCUUCUUGGAAUGGCCACUCAGUGUGUGCAGGUGAAAAACGUGGUAAAAACGUCCCCUCAGACGCUCUCUAACCUCUGCCUCAAAAUCAACGUCAAACUGGGCGGCAUCAAUAACAUCCUGGUGCCACAUCAACGGUCUGCAGUUUUCCAGCAGCCAGUGAUCUUCCUGGGAGCCGAUGUUACUCACCCUCCAGCUGGUGAUGGAAAGAAACCCUCCAUUACUGCUGUGGUGGGCAGUAUGGACGCUCAUCCCAGCAGGUACUGUGCUACUGUGCGAGUGCAGCGGCCCAGACAGGAGAUUAUUGAAGAUCUCUCAUACAUGGUUCGAGAACUGCUCAUCCAGUUCUACAAGUCAACUCGCUUCAAACCCACACGGAUCAUCUUCUACCGGGAUGGGGUACCAGAAGGACAGUUACCACAAAUCCUGCACUAUGAGCUGUUGGCCAUCAGGGACGCUUGCAUCAAACUGGAGAAAGACUACCAGCCUGGCAUCACAUACAUAGUCGUGCAAAAACGCCACCACACACGUCUCUUCUGUGCCGACAAGUCUGAAAGAAUUGGGAAGAGUGGGAACAUUCCUGCAGGAACGACGGUUGACACCAGCAUCACGCAUCCAUUCGAGUUUGAUUUCUACCUGUGCAGUCAUGCAGGCAUUCAGGGCACCAGCCGACCCUCUCACUACUACGUCCUGUGGGACGACAAUCGCUUUACGGCUGACGAGCUGCAGAUUUUAACCUACCAGCUGUGCCACACAUACGUGCGCUGUACCCGCUCCGUAUCCAUUCCAGCACCAGCCUACUAUGCCAGGCUCGUGGCCUUCCGAGCACGCUACCAUCUGGUGGAUAAAGAACAUGACAGCGGAGAAGGCAGCCACGUCUCUGGGCAGAGUAAUGGUCGGGACCCCCAAGCGCUGGCUAAAGCCGUGCAGAUUCACCACGACACCCUUAGGACCAUGUACUUUGCCUGAGCCAGUUUCUUUGCCACCCCUCACCGGGCACCCCCUCGAGCCAGUACACUGGGUGCUACCAGUUCACCUGGGCGGAAGUGAAUAUGGAGUUACACACUAUGUUUUGUUUAAUCUGGCUGAACUAUGCUCUUUUUUUUAUUUUUUUUAUUUAAUGAUGUAUUAUUGUGUACUACCUUCACACUCCUACAUGUAAGUAUGUAUGCAAUACGGAGGGAAAGAAUGCAGAUGUAUCUGUUGUUUUGUAUGCCACUACAAAGCUGCCUCUUAAAGGGAUAGUUCACCUAAAAAUGAAGAUUCUUUCACCCUCGUGUUGUUACCACUUUCUGCCGAACAUCCCCUUUUGUGUUCCACGGCCAAAAGAUAGUCAUGCAGAUUUGGAACGACAUGAGGGUGAGUCAAUGAUGACAAGUUUCAUUUUUGGGUGAACUAUCCCUUUAACAUGCCCGUUUGUUCGGGCACUUGAUGCAGAAGCCCCGAAUAGAGGAAUUGUUUUACUUCUCGCAUUUUGCAUUAUUUUUUAUUGUUAUUGCGAUUGAUUUUUAAGUUUUAUUUUUGUGAAUAUAUGGUACAUUAGCACUUAGUUUUAGUUUAGACACCAUGCGGCAAGCAUUAAUGUAUCGUCCGUGAAGCCGUACACCGACAGAUGCACAAACGAAGCGCAGACGGCGAUCGACUGUAGCAUGCCACAGACACGGGUGUCUCUCUGGCGCUGUUGCGGCGGAGUCACGAGUGUAGCCAGUCGUAUUUAGACUCCUCGUUAGUUAAAGAGUGGUCGCAUAACUAUAGAUGACCACGGGGUGCGUUAAGUGCACUUGCAUCAGCAUAACAUCGAAACCAGCAUUAUGCACCAGCCAUAUGUGAUGCCAACCGUAUAAAAGGGCCCUCGUCUUUUAAGAUGUUUCCUCUACGCUCUUCUAGAAUGGGGUGAUUUGCUAGUAUCAUCACACAGACUUUCUGUGCUCAUAAAUCUUCCUGCACUUAAAGGAAUAGCGAAAAAUGAAAAGUUUGUCAUCAUUUACUCAACCAUUUUAUUUUCUUUAUUCGGUAACACUUUUCAGUAAGGUUCUGUUAGUUAACAUGAAUUAUUGCUUUAGGUGUAAUGAACUAACAGUGAACAAUUUGUUUGGUAAUGUUAAUGAAGCAGUACAUAAUGCAUUAGCUAGUGUUAACAUAUACAACGUUUUAUUUAAAAAAUGUAUUCGUGUAUUUUAAAUGAACAUUUAAGCAAGAUUAAUAAGCACUAAACAAGUAUUGUUCAUGUUAACUAGUGCGGUUAAAUGAAUGUUAAGUGUCACCCUUUAGAUGUUAGGCAGAACGUUUAAGAUGCUCUUAUAAAUACUAUAAAAGUGAAGGAUGCUUUAUACUGGCAAGCUCCAAAGUGGACUAAACACAAUAAAAGUAGCUGUAUUCCAAGACUUCUGAAGACAUAUGAUAGCUUUAUGUGAGGAACAAUAUCUCUUUGCGCUUGUUUUCAGAUAGAAAAUUGUGCCUUUGAUGCAUCGCGCCAGGUUUGAUGUCAUUCACGGUGGACGCCGUUGUUUUUUAGGAUGAUCCGGACACAUUUAAAGGCAUUUGUGGCCCCCCUUUGAUCCUUACACUAAGGCACUAAUGGAAGUGAAUGGGGCCAGUCCAUAUACAUUAUAAUACACACUAUUUCAAAUUUUAUGGUGCAUUUUUGGACCCUGAUAAUAAAAAAAAUCACCAUCCACUUUUAGUCACUCACCAAAAACAAAAAUCCUCUGCUGAUUUAUUGACCUUUAAGCCAUCCCAGACCCAGAUGUGUAUGUCUUUCCUUCUUCAGCAGAACCGAAGUGAAGAUUUUUAUAAGCAGAUUUCAGCUCUUUUGGUCCAUACAAUGUGAGCAAACGGGUGUCAUCAUGCUGCUGGCUGUUUGACGGUCCAAAAGUCAUAUUUAGGCAGCGUAAAAGUAACCCACACAACCCCAGUCGAUCAGUUAAUGUCUUCUGAAGUGUGUGUGUGUGUGUGUGUGUGUGUGUGUGUGUGUGUGUGUGUGUGUGUGUGUGUGUGUGUGUGUGUGUGUGUGUGUGUGUGUGUGUGUGUGUGUGUGUGUGUGUGUGUGUGUGUGUGUGUGUGUGUGUGUGUGUGUGUGUGUGUGUGUGUGUGUGUGUGUGUGUGUGUGUGUGUGUGUGUGUGUGUGUGUGUGUGUGUGUGUGUGUGUGUGUGUGUGUGUUUUUUACCCAAACCUUCAGUUCUGCUGAAGAAGGAAAGACAUGCACAUCUGGGAUGGCGUAAAGGUGAGCAAAUCAUUAGAGAAGUGUCAUUUUUGGGUGAACUAACCCUUUAAGCUCAGACAUUCUGCCUAACAUCUUUUGCGUUUCACGCAAGAAAGACAAUAAUAUGCGCUUGCAACGGCAUGGGGGAGGAGGCUGUAAAAGAUGACAAAAUGUUCAUUUCAGGGUGACUAUUCCUUUAAACCGAUUCUUCCACUGACCUCUGUAAUCAAAGCAAUACAAGGUCACCGAGAGCAGCUAGAGAAACAUAUGGCACAUUCGAGCUGCUAUAGGAGGUUGAGAUGCACACGUUACGAUAUCCAUUUGCAUCUACCAAGAAAUCAAAUAAUGCCGGAUAUCUUUAUGUAUAUAGCUACCCACAACCUUCCUACACAUGGGCUUGUGAAGGCUUUGCUUUCAUAAUGGACCACCGACAACCCACAUCACUCCUACCCAUACGUAGUCCUGCGUUGUUUGGAAAGGUCUUGCCAGUAACACUGCCACAUUCCCUGCCCGCCUCACAAGCACCUUUUACCCCUCGCCUCAUUUCUGUUGAUGCAGCAAGCACGUUGGGCAGGCAGGAAAAUGCCUUUUCCACAGGUUGGGGGUACAUUAUGCCAUGUAAUCAUGUCAUAUGGUGGAUGUAUGCAUUGCAUGUUUAAACUGAUCUUGUUGUAACUGGAGCCUCUCUGUAUACGCGUUAAGAUUGUGUCCUUAUACAUUUGAUGCCAUACAUUUCCCGUUCUGUCUUAUUUACUCACCUUUAUGUCGUUCCAAAACCGGUAUGCUGAUAUUUUAUUCAUCAAACACAACUGGGAAUUUUGAAGUGUCUUCACGCAGCUCUUUUCCAUACAACGGCAGUUCGUAGUGAUAUCAAAAGAAAACAUUAAAAGCACCAUGAGAGUAUUUCAUAAGAAUCGUGCGCUAUUUUCCAAGUCUUCUGAAGUUAUACAAUAUCCUAACCCAAGCCUUCAAAAAGGCAUGUUGGUGCAUCAUGCCAGAAUCCCAAAAUGCCACUCCGUCUCGCAUGCGGCAUGCCAGUUCAAAUGUGCAGAAUGGAGGAUAUUUGAGAACUAGAUGGGAAGAUUAUCAGUGAAUAACUUUUUAAGUUGCGGUCUUCACACAAAGCCAUCAUUUGGCUUCAGCAGACUAGUGCACUAGACUGCUUUUAUGGUACUUUAUUGGUUUUAUUCAGCAUACAGGUUUUGUACAACAUAAGAGUGAGUUUAUAAUGAUAGAAGGUUCAAAUCGCUUGAACGACUCCUUUUAAUGAAACCUUUUGCAAUGUAGAGUGGCAAAGGUUCUCCACAAGGCGGCAAUGUUGAUGCCUCAACUUAGCCUCAAAGCGCCUGAAAAUGGUGUGUUGUAAUUCAUAGGAAUUUUAAGACGUAAUGGUUUAACAUGUUUUCUUUUGACUUAUGUUUAUGAAAUGUAUACAAAGACAUGUCUUUAUAUAUUAGGUUUUAGCAAUCCCAACAAGCUGAUUUUUAUUGAUUUCCCCACUGUAUAUUGAUCCGGUCUUUCCUAGACAAAAUAUUCUGAUGCAGUACUUGACUCUCUAAAGCCACGGGGCACCACAUGGGUGAAGAACAUGGAGGUGCAAAGUGGCGUAAUUGGAGAGUGAACUUCACCCGACCUCACUGUUGAAGCAAUAUUAAGCCACUGAUAAAGAACUGUCCUUGUCAUAGCACUUCCCAAUAGAUUCAGUGAAUGAACACAUAAGCAAGUCGUUUUGGCUCUGUAUGUUAUAGUGAGGACUUUGUUCGGAA